GACCUAACCUAAAUCUGUAAUCUUUGGUUCUUCCAGAGACAACUCUGGUUCUUCAUUCUUCGGGUUUAAAUUCGUAUUUUAGGUUUAGGUACAGGAUGUUGAUUCAUGAGAGUUAUUGAACAAGAUAGAUCCUGCUUGCCCUUAACAUUAAUAAUGGGACUAUCAAUGGAAUGACAAAUAAUGUUAUCAGUACAUCGAGAUGUACUCCAAAUAAUCCAAGCCAAGUUCUCUUCUUUGGAAAUUGUUAAAAGUGUAUCCUUAGAGAUUCAUUUGAAUGUUUCACUUCCAGAUGAUUUUUGGAGUGAAUAUUUCUAUAUUUUAGCUAUAGUAGUGAGAAACCAUAGUCCAGCUUUAUUCCUAUUCUCAUCAAAAAAGGCUAUACCUGUUCAUUUGUCAGAUUUACAGAUUGAAAGUGUUAUACCAAUAGAUGAACAUUUCAAUUGCUUUUCAGAUCCGAUCACUGGUGAUUUGAGCCAUUUAUUUUUCAUUGUCAAAUAUCGAAGAGUGGAGUUGAUAUUUAAAAUAGGGGUUGGACAAGAAAGUUCAGAUUUUGCUUCAGAAUUAAUUAAGUCAAAGGAAGGAUCCCACUCUGAGGAAACAGACUAUCAGUGGCUUACUAAAUAUACCAACUUGUACGAGUGUUCAAAUAACACUAAUACUGAAAUACAGUACCCUGACAUAUCAUUCAUCAGGCAAAACAUGACGCAGAAUCAAAGUUCCAUCAAUAGGGAGUCUAUGAUCAAGUACCAAUUAAAAUUGAAAGAACCUGAGUACAUUCACUAUCAGGAAUUCACAAUCUUCAUUGGCACUUGGAAUGUGAAUGGUCAGCUACCUACAGUAUCGUUGAAACCAUGGUUAAGUUGCGACAAUAAUCCGCCAGAUUUGUAUGCAGUAGGUUUUCAAGAAAUUGAUUUAAGUAAAGAAGCAUUUUUAUUUAAUGAUACACCGAGGGAAGCUGAGUGGGAGAAAAUGGUUUAUGAUGGCGUUCACCCAAAGGCUAAAUAUCGCACUGUAGCCCUAACAAGACUUGUAGGCAUUCAGCUUAUAGUUCUAAUAAAUGUGAAACAUUAUCAGUUUAUCAGGAAUAUAGCUGUAGAUACGGUCGGCACCGGAUUAUUAGGAAAAAUGGGAAAUAAAGGAGGAGUAGCUGUUAGACUAGAACUUCAUAAUACCUCUCUUUGUUUUGUUAAUUCUCACUUAGCUGCCCAUGUAGAAGAAUUUGAAAGACGAAAUCAAGACUAUAAGGAUAUCAAUGCUAGAAUUAAUUUCAAGAGAUAUCCUACUUCAAUAAAAAAUCACGACCAAGUUUAUUGGUUAGGAGAUUUAAAUUACCGAAUAACAGAAUUGACCACCUCACAAGUUAAAACAUUGUUAUUGAGGAACGAAAUGAAUGCACUUCUCAAAGCUGAUCAACUGAAUCAACAAAAAGAGAGGGGAAAUGUAUUACUGGAUUAUACUGAAGCAGAUAUAACAUUUCCUCCUACAUAUAAGUACGAUCUGAAUUCAGAUACUUUCGACACAAGUGAAAAAGCAAGGCCUCCAGCUUGGACCGAUAGGAUUUUGUAUAGAGGUAGAGGUAUAUAUCAGUUGGAGUAUAGAAGCCACAUGGAUUUACGAAUAAGCGAUCAUAAACCUGUGAGUGGAGUAUUCAAAUCAGAAAUAAGUGUUAUCGAUCAAGCCAAAUUUAGAAAAGUGCACGAAGAAUUAUUGAAAAGGUUGGACAAAUUAGAAAAUGAAUUUCUACCGCAAGUUACAGUGGAUCAAACCGAAGUUAAGUUCGGAUUGAUAAAGUUUAGGGAGCCACAAUUCAGGGAUAUAAUUAUUGCUAAUACUGGUCAGGUACCCGCCGAGUAUGAGUUCAUAAAGAAAUUAGAUGAACAGAGUUACUGUAAAGAGUGGAUGAGAAUAACUCCUUAUUACGGAAUUGUGAAUCCAGGUGAAAAAAUUGAUAUUAGAUUGGAAGUUAAUUUAGAAACGGACGUGAAAGAUUUGGAGGAUAUCUUGGUAUUGCAUUUAAAUGGUGGAAAAGAUAUGUUCAUUAUAGUCACUGGGACGGGUGAGAAGACAUCUUUUACCACUUCCAUGGCGGCACUAUGUAGAGCACCUGUGCCAAUUAUGUAUUUAACAGAGGAACAAUUCGGGAAAAUAGUAGAUUUGGAGGGUGAUGUGUUGUAUUCGGUUCCCAGAGAGUUAUGGCUUCUUAUAGAUCAUUUGUAUAAAUAUGGACUAGGAGUGAAGGAUUUGUUCGAGUCUAAUAGUACUCAAGAGAAUUUUGUGAAACUAAGGGAUUGGUUGGACUUUGGUUCAUCAGAACCAAUUCCUGUCUCUGUUGAAACGGUAGCAGAAUCGUUACUCAUAUUCUUAUCUUACACGAAAGAACCUGUGAUUCCUUUUCAUCUACAUGACGCCGCAAUAGCUGCUUCUAGUAACUAUCAGAACUGCAAAAAUAUCAUCAAUCAGAAGCUGCCAGAUAUUCACAGAAAUGUAUUUUUAUACAUAUGUAUGUUUCUACAAGAGUUUCUUCGCCAUUCUAAUGAAAAUGGUUAUGAUGCAAAAACCUUGGCGUCUUUAUUUGGAGAAAUACUUCUAAGAGAUCCAAUAAGAAAUUCAAAGCCUCAAGCAAGUCGUGGAAAGUCGAAUUUUUUAUAUAAUUUUUUGGUGAAUGAUCUUAGUACUUCAAUCAUACCAAUGAAAUAGCUGUCUGCCUGCUUUCCCCAUCUCUUUCAUAGAAUAUGUAAUAAGUAUAGAAUAUUAUUUAUGAAUUGGAACAAAAUAAAUUUUAAAUUUCAGAAUAUUUGCUUCAUAAACAUGAAGCGAGAAAUUCUCAAACGAGAAUUGCAUCCUUAAAAAAUUUGUUCAAAAUUAUAAAAGUAUCUUGAACAAUCAGUACUAGUCUAAAGGAUGUCAUGAUGUACUUUAAUUGAAGUUUUUUGUCAAAGUAGGUAACCAUUUUAUUCCAUAUAUUAUGUACAAGGCAGAUUAUACCCUCUUCUCCCUCAGGAAAUUUAGUUAUCAUUAAAUUCAAUAAGAGAUAUUCUUUCUUGUAUUCUUUUCAUUUAGAAUAUAAUUGCAUAAUUUUACUGUAACACUUGCUACAUUGAUUAUUCAAUUAAUUGGUGGAAAUAUAAAUCCAUAUUCUUUCAUGUUUAUGGAAAAAGCAGCAUUUAAGAUUUUACAAGUUCUUUGUGCUAAUGAUGCGAUUUUCUCAACAUCACUUUUGCACUCCAUGCAAUUCCAUUGGGGGUGAGUAUUCUAAACCCCAUUUCUUUGAAACAAACUCCUGCAGCUCAUAACCUUCAAAGAUAAAGAACGCAAGGCUAUUGCACCAUAUAAACCUCAUGAGGCUACAAGUUUCCAUUGCAGAUCUUUUAGUAGCUCAUACAUGCAAUGACGUAUGAAGUUUUUUUUUACCAAUAUUUAUAAUAUUUAUUUUAUAAAUAGUGAAGUUAGUUUAGCUUCUAUUCUAUCAUGUAGAAGAAUAAAUUUGAAUGUGGAUAAGUGAGUUCCAUGAAAUAUAAUAUAAGAUAUUUAUGUGAAAUGAUUAAAGUAUUAAUAAUAUUUUUAUAUCCUUGUUUGUAGCAAUAAUAACAUAAGGAUAGAAAUUAAAGACAUAGAAUUAUGCGUU
Coccinella septempunctata (seven-spotted ladybird) is the source of this 3625-nucleotide messenger RNA. RefSeq names its product inositol polyphosphate 5-phosphatase OCRL (gene Ocrl). The coding region runs from base 181 to 2697 and encodes 838 amino acids. Gene Ontology annotation, molecular function: phosphatidylinositol-4,5-bisphosphate 5-phosphatase activity; inositol phosphate phosphatase activity. The transcript is spliced from 16 exons. The record is from RefSeq and is a predicted model, not a curated record. Gene Ontology annotation, biological process: signal transduction; phosphatidylinositol dephosphorylation. NCBI's taxonomy places the organism in Eukaryota, Metazoa, Arthropoda, Insecta, Coleoptera, Coccinellidae. Gene Ontology annotation, cellular component: membrane.